CUUCCUGUUCACUGGUUGCAAAACAAACAAGAUAGCGACGGACAAAAAACCUUUUAAUGAUGCUAAUAGUUUUCUGUGGUAAAAGAAGACAAACCAACAAGUUUACCAACUCAUCCGCUGAUUCAGAUCGGAGCGGCACGACUUAAAGGUUUGAAAACAACUUUAAAGACUUUCAAACUGUCUCUUUAGAAAUCCACCAAACAAACAGUGACGGUCCACUGCAGCACAGGAAUGCUGCCAUCAGGAAGUGUGUGUUUGUGUGUCCUUUCACUUCUAAAGCCCAGCAGAGUGGAAAACCAGUCCAGACCGAUCCACAGUAUCCCCGUCCAGACCUUGCAGGGUUCCAGACUGACCCCAAAAAACUGCUUAGCUUAGUAGCUGUGUAGCACAGAAUAUCAAAAACUGAACCAAAAGUUAACAUCAUAUGUCUGAUCAGAAUACUUAUUCUUCGAUCAGGUAGGUUCAAGACUUUAUUCUAUAGACAAAGUUCUUGUGCAGUUGCUUGUUUUUAGAAAACAUUUGGCAACUUUUGCUUUUUUUUUUUUUAAAUACAUGGGUUCAUAUUCUUCAACGUAAGGUGUUGGUUUUGUUAUCGGUGCAGAAGUUCAGGUAUUCUAUCGGUGCUAGUAUCUAAAAAUACGUCCAAAGACCAAAACAUUGGCAGCUUCAAACAGCCAGAACGAGUCGGUGUAAAUGUUGGGAAGAUGAUGAGCUUCAGCUCCGUCAAGACCUCCACACAAAAGAUUUACUCGUACGAUCAAAAACUCCUCCUUUGGCAACGCGAGUCGGGCAAAACACAUGAAAAACAGGUGUGAUCGAAUGUAAAUAACGUGAGAAAAAUGGCGAGCCGUACCAUAGGAAACCAAGGGUUUUGAGGGUGGCACGUCUCGGUGCGAUCGGCCCCUUAGACAACAUUUCAUGGUCUGUUGUGUCAUAGUUCUCUAAUGAGUCCUGUCUUUCGUCCUCUUUCUCUCAGGAAUGGUCCAGAAGUUGGACCAGAAGCUCCCCGUCGCCAACGAGUACCUCCUCCUGUCGGGAGGCGUUCGGGAGGGGGUGGUGGACAUGGAUCUGGACGAGCUUAGCGUCUACGCCCGCGGCACUGACUACGACAUGGACUUCACCCUGCUGGUGCCGGCGCUCAAACUUCACGACCGCAACCAGCCGGUGACCCUGGACAUGAGGCACUCGGCCCUAGGCCACUCCUGGCUCAGCCUCCGCCUCUUUGACGAAGCAACCAUCAACAAGUGGAAGGACUGCUGCACCAUCGUGGACCACAUCAGCGGGACCACCAACUACUUCUUCUCUCCGACACUGGUGGCCGACUGGUUCUACCAGUCCAUCUCCCUGGUGCUGCUGGAGGUGCAGAAGAAGCCGCAGAGAGGGAUGCCGCGGGUGGAGAAGGUGGAGAGGAACGGCACCAUCAUCUCCGUCAUCCUGGGCGUCGGGAGCAGCCGGAUGCUCUACGACAUCGUUCCCGUUGUGUCCUUCAAAGGCUGGCCGGCGGUCGCCCAGAGCUGGCUGAUGGAGAACCACUUCUGGGACGGGAAGAUCACGGAGGAGGAGGUGAUCAGCGGCUUCUACCUGGUCCCCGCCUCGUCUCACAAGGGCCGCAAGGAGAACGAGUGGCGCCUGUCGUUCGCUCGCAGCGAGGUGCAGCUGAAGAAGUGCAUCUCGUCCAGCCUGAUGCAGGCGUACCAGGCCUGCAAAGCCAUCAUCAUCAAGCUGCUGUCCCGCCCCAAAGCCAUCAGCCCCUACCACCUCCGCAGCAUCAUGCUGUGGGCCUGCGACCGCCUCCCCGCCAACUACCUGGGCCAGGACGACUUCUCGGCCCACUUCCUUCUGGGCCUGAUCGACGACCUGCAGCACUGCCUGGUCAACAAGAUGUGCCCCAACUACUUCAUCCCCCAGUGCAACAUGCUGGAGCACCUGUCGGACGAGACAGCCAUGCUGCACGCCCGCAAGCUCUCCUCGGUGCGCUCCGACCCCGCGGAGCACCUGCGCACCACCAUCGAGCACGCCAAGGCCGCCAACCGGCUGACGGUGGAACUGCAGUGGCGAGGCAGCACCAGCAACCUGCCGUCGCCGCAGUCCGACUCCGGCGGGGAGAACCAACCGGACGACCGGCUGGCCAAGAAGCUGCAGCAGCUGGUCACGGAGAACCCCGGGAAGUCCAUCUCGGUCUUCAUCAACCCGGACGACGUCACGCGACCGCACUUCCGCAUCGACGACAAGUUCUUCUGAGACUCUCUCCAAGACCUCUUCCUCUUCCUCCUCUUCUUCCUCGGCCUUCCUCCUCCUCACCUGGUGCCACGCCUCCUCUGAAACUUUGUUUUCUAACAUGUUUUUUAUGUUUCUCUGCCACAGAGUGAAGUGAGGUGAUCGUCUAGUUGUAGUCCGCCACAAUUUUUUAAUUUUUAUUUUUCUAUUCCCUUGCCCUCGUCCCUCCUCUCUCACUGUGUGCCCUGUGUCUUCUACCUGCUGAAUGCCUUUUUAAAUAGACCGCUGAAUAGCAGCCGUUGUUUUUAAAUCUGAAGGACGAGGUGAAAAUCCACCUUAAGAUGGAAGAAGCUGUUCCAGCGUUCCGGUACUUUUAAAUAUCAGGGAUCCUGGAAAUGAGACCAAGAUCCACAACUCCUGAAGACCCUCCUGUAGAUGUUCCUCCAGCCUGCAGUCAGUAAUACUGUCGCUCUGUAGCAGGAAGUCUGUCACAGUGAACUCUCACUAGAAACUCAUACUUUAUAUGUUAAUGACACUAAACAUGCAAAAAAUUACUAAAUGACACUAAAUUCUAAGAACUCUGCUUAAUAUCUUCUAAUAUCUAAAGACUUUGAUCUUCCACCAAAACGUUUUUUUUAACGAUUUACUACUUAACUAGUAAUUAAGAAUGCGUAUAAUGAGAUAAGUAACUAUGAGGUAGAUUCUCAUAAAUAUGAUAUAUUUAAGUCGGUACUAUUUCAUUUAGAAGCCCAUUAGUCUUAAAAUCACUCAUAAUAAUACAGUUAUUCAUUCCAAUAAUAUGACAUCAUUACCUCAUAUACUGUCAUAAUUGAUACAAAGUCAUAACUACUAAAUCUUUCUCGGAUACAAACCCGUUACUAUUACGAGACUUUCUGAGAAUAUUUAUCGUAAUAAAUCAAUGUUUUGUGCUAAUUUCUCUUAAAGUAAAUUAUGACUUGUGAUUAUGAGAAGAAUACAUGAGGACAUGAAAAAGUCAGAACCAUGAGAUAAAAGAAAUGGAAACUAGCUAAAGAUUUGGAUUUUUAGUUUCGUGAUUUUAAAAACAAAAACAAACUGUAAAACUCAAAUGUCUGCAGCAGCUCGGCGUCGCUCAAGAUUUCACUCAAAGCCUCCGAACAGCAACAAGAUUGUUGAACAGGACUGUACUGUUUUAAGAUUGUAUACAAAUUCAGGAUUUGGGGGAUGCCAAAUGGCACGGAGGCCUCAGUCCAGGAGUGAAGACGGAGAGUUCUGUCUGAAGGUGGAUUUUUGCCCCUCAUGAGGAAUGUCUUAGUCCCAUCGAGGGGACGAUGGUACUAACGUCUUAGAAACUAACUGUAAAUAGAAGGAAACUGUCUGAACACUGACGAAGAUGAAGAUGAUGAUGAUGUUUGGACUUUCUUCUCGUCUAA
Molecule: messenger RNA, 3629 nt
Organism: Anarrhichthys ocellatus (wolf-eel)
Lineage: Eukaryota; Metazoa; Chordata; Actinopteri; Perciformes; Anarhichadidae
Product: protein MB21D2
Exons: 1
Coding region: 979-2241 (420 amino acids)
Source: RefSeq, a predicted model, not a curated record